Molecule: messenger RNA, 1167 nt
Organism: Symbiodinium pilosum
Lineage: Eukaryota; Dinophyceae; Suessiales; Symbiodiniaceae
Source: the annotation of a GenBank genome assembly
AUGCACUUGUGCCAGGCAUUUGGCAAGGGGGAGCAUUACUGGCAUGGAGAAGGAUAUUGGUCUGUCACGUAUGAGGAAUGCAGUCAGAUCACAAAGUCCCAGCAAGUUCGAGGGAGCGCUUUUGCAUGCAUCGAGGCCUGUGUUCCGGACCUCUUUGCAACAAACCUGCUCCUUUUCCUGCCCACUGGUGGACCAGAGAGCGAGUGGGCAGCAAUCCGUAGAGUGCUGCAUGCCGCAAUGCUGGACCGAGGUGCCUAUCAGUAUUCCGAGCGUCUGCAGAAGCUGAGCUCGCAACUGGCUCUAGAUUGGCCCAAGCCGCAGUUGACAGACUUCAGUGAUACCCCGCGCUUGCGACUUAUGGUGGUGAAGUCUGUCUUCUUCAUGAUCUUCGGCAUCUGGCUUGAUGACCAGGAUGCGCAGAUCUUGCGAGGUUGGCGUGAUGGAGCAGUGUUCUUUGUGCUCCCUCGGUUGAUCCAUCGCUUCGUCUUUAACUUCCUCAUCCGCAAGGUGAAGCAACUCCGAAUAGACACCGUUGGUGUCAUUGAGAAGCUUGGGUUGCAGCAAAUGUUCGUGGACAUGAACAAGAACUUGCCUGAGAAGUACCGCAGGCCGACCGACGUAAAGCUUUGCGAUGAAAUCAUGUUUGCAGUGGGCUUUGCUGGUGUUGGUGGAACGAGCGCGGCCUGUGAGACGAUCGGAGCUUUCCUUCAGAGAAAAAUCCCGGAAGAAGCCAGCGCAAGCCUCAUCAGCUUCGAGAAGUACCCCACCGUCGAGGACAUGGUUGCAGCCUACAAACAGAACCCGGUGAAGUACAUCAAGGAGGCUUGCCGCAUCGACCCUCCCGUGACGAGCUGCACACGAGUAGAUCCUACAGAGAGGGAGCUCAAAUUCCUCGGCAUCCCGUACAAAAUGCAAGCAAACACGUUGAACCAGUAUGUCAUCUCGAUGGCGAAUCGUGACACAAAGAUCUUUGAGAACCCAAGCGUUUUUGAUCCAACUCGAAAGGAGCUGGACAUGGCCUUGACUUGGAACGGCGCUUUUGGGACCGCGAACGAGGAGACCGUGUACCCACGCAUUUGUCCUGGCCGCUUCCUGGCUCUGGAUGUCGUACAGGCUAUCGUGCCUCCCGGCUCUCAAAGCCUGGCAAAAGUGUCAAUGACAGGCUGA